This is a messenger RNA of Loxodonta africana (African savanna elephant), 8096 nucleotides long. It is a transcript of the gene NUP153, whose product is annotated as nucleoporin 153. The transcript has 22 exons. Gene Ontology annotation, molecular function: structural constituent of nuclear pore. The coding region runs from base 2867 to 7042 and encodes 1391 amino acids. Gene Ontology annotation, biological process: protein import into nucleus; RNA export from nucleus. Gene Ontology annotation, cellular component: nuclear pore. The record is from RefSeq and is a predicted model, not a curated record. Lineage: Eukaryota; Metazoa; Chordata; Mammalia; Proboscidea; Elephantidae.
CGGAUGGGAGGGCCGGAGGAAGGCCCGAUUGAGGCGGCGGGAGCUCAGGCCGCUGGGGUGGCGACGGGAAGUGGGCUGAGACAGGCCCAGCCGUGCGGCGCACAUGUGUGGCUUGGGCCGCCUCUCGCAUAGUCUCUGGGUCAGGGGCUUCCCCGGCAGGCUCAGGGCGGGAAAAGAAAUUCUAGGCCCACGGUGCGCGCGUUUCUUUCUUUUUUUUGGCGGGGAUUGGGGAUUUGGAGGUAUUACUCACAGCCUCUCGAGGGAGAAAGGAAAAGAUGCGGCCGGAGCCCAUUACGCGGGCUGUGCGUUUUCUAGUCUCCCGCGGUUCAGUCUGUGGGGAGGGGGCUGCUCCGAGGAAUCGGCUUCUUGGACUCACGGGAGACUGGGGGGCGCUGUUACACGGAAAAUGGAAUAAUAUACUCUCAGCCGAUUGAUUAAUUCUCCGUCUCCGCCGCCCUUGUCCGUCCUCAAUCUGAGAGCAUUCGCUCAACUUUUUUUUCUUAACCGGGAUAUAGUUAACCGUGGCACUGGGGCAUUUUGAAAGUCCCUCUCCACCCUUACGUAUUUUCUGCGCUGCGCGGCUCUUCCCUCCCCACCUGUCUCUUUUUUUUUUCUUCCUCCUUUUACUUUGGAAACUAGAAUUGGCCGUUCUCCACAGUUGACCAGGAUUCCAUUUCUGAUCUCAUACACAAAAUAUUUUAAUAUUAUGGGGCGUGUUCUAAAAGUUUAAGGACUUUUGACGCUCUAGGAAUGUUUGUGGUCUUAUAAUUUAAUCACCGUGUACACUCCUGGGUGUUAAAAAUUAUAAGGAGUUUAGCCUAAGUAUAAAUGAGACAUUCGUUUCUGAGAAAAUUCCAUUUUUAAAUGUUAUUUGUGUGUUGGCGGAUGGUAGAGCAGAAAAUACCAAAUACCUAUUUUAAUAAAGCCACUUAUAAAACUGAUUGACACUAAGGUGGGAAGUGUGUGUCUUAAACUUGUUAGAAACAAAAGUAUAGCAAAAGGGUGUAAUAACUUGUUGCAUACAGUCAGGUAGACUUCCUAGAUUGCUUUAUUUUGCAUGAUAAUAAUGAACACUUUAACAUGUUUGUUGGUGGUGUUAAAUUGUAUCAUUAAGUACAGAUUUGAGGAGAACUUUUGAAAGUAAAAAUUGUGGAUUAUGUAUUAUAUCAAGUAGGUCUCUAAUAGUCAGAAGGCUUGGCAUUACUAUUAUCUCCUGCUAGUUUUUCCACGGAUAUGUACAGAAAGUGCCUCGUUUUCACAUGGCUUUGUGAGGAACAGGUACUUGUAGGCAGAUUUAAUGCUAGAAUUCAGGUCACAAGCCUUGACCAUUUAACUUAAGCCUCUUUUGUAGAAUGAAAGACAUACAUGCUUUCUGUUUCUCCUAUAGAAUAUCUCAGUGCUUUCUACGAUUUGCUUAAAAGAAAAUUACUACACAUAGAAAAACGUUUUCAAUACAGAUGAAUAAAAAGUUUGGACAGAGUUUAGAAGGGAGUUAAUAUAUUCCAGGCAGCGAAAGUUGUAAUCACAGUUUAUUUUUAAAUUUACUUAGAUAAGAAUCUAAUUUUGAGGAAAUAAUGUCUUAACAGAAUGCCUGUGAUCUAAACUGCCCUAGAAUUGAUACGAUUUCAGGCUGUAUAGUUUUUAAGUUUUAAAUUUUCGUAAAUUAUCAUUGCUCCCUAUCUAAAAUACUUUAAGCUUCUUGCCCCAGCUGCUUGAUUUAUUUAAAAAAUAUAUAUGUAUUUUUAGCUUUUGAAUUGGGAUUAAAGAUGUUUUGAGAUUUCUUGAUCAACACUACAUGUUUUAUUUAAUACUGGCAGGAACUACCAAAGAAAAGUAUUCAGGUAUAUACAGAAGAGUGCUUUCUGGUUUAUCUGUUUUUUAAUCUUAUAUUAAGGGCUUUUCCUUAGUCUUUACUGAAACUUUUGUGAACUACCUGCUUGCUGUAUUCUACCCUAAGCUGUCAAAUUGGAUGUUUUGCAGCAGUUGCUGAGUCAUCAUGAAUAUCGAGGCGCUUCAUGACAUGGCAUGUUUUGUACUAAUGUUAUUUAAGUGACCCAGGGUUUCUGAGCAGGAAUGAAGUUUUUCAUUAUGUAGUAGAGUGUUGGAACCAGAAUGAGAGGCCUGGCACUGUUAGUUAAUGGCUGUUUGCCAUUGCUUGUCAGGCCAAUUAGCUAGUGUAGUCAGACAGUACCUGAGACUCUUGCAUGUGUUAAAUUGACUUGUAAUUUCCUGUUUUGACUUCUGGUUUAGCUCUGCUGGGAAAUACUUAAAGGCUAGCAUUUUUUUCUUUUCACCUUCUCAUCUUUAAAAUGUCAUCUUGCUUAAAGUUGCAAAGACAGAAAUCCAUUGUCUUUGUCAACUAACAGAAGGGUAGUAACUCUUAAAAAUUGUAAAAGCAAAAGUACAGCCUUGAAUAAUGUAAGCUGAUCAUUUUCAUUCGCUUUCUCCCCCACCCCCAACCCCUUAACCCAGCUACAUUUAGGAAAUGGUGUCAUUUUUCACUGUGGGAGUGAACAGGUCACUAAAGAGGAUGUGAUUAGUUCUUGUCACCUGUUCAGUCUCCUUUCCCAUUUCCUUUUUGUGCAGAUUAUCAGUCCCAGAAAGUCAGCUCUGUGGAGAGGUCAAGCUGCUUUUCUUAAUAGCCACCACAAAAAACUUGAGCCAGUGGGCAAACCAGAACCUUGCCUCUUGAAGAAUCUGCUGCCACCUCCUGCAGGGCAUUCUUAGCAGGGUUACAGAAUCUGUUAAGAAUAUUGUGCCUGGAUGGCUACAGAGAUAUUUCAGCAAGAAUGAAGGUGUAUGCAGCUGCUCAACAGACACAAGUGAAGUGCCACAUUGGCCAGAAAAUAGAGAAGAUGACCAUCUCAUGUAUGCUGAUGAGGAGAGCUCCAAUGUAAAUGAUGGGAGGCUGACUCCUGAGCCAACAGUCAGUAAUACAGAAGAACCCUCAACAACUAGUACUGCUUCAAAUUAUCCAGAUGUAUUAACAAGGCCUUCUCUUCAUCGGAGUCAUCUGAAUUUCUCCAUGUUGGAAUCCCCUGCGUUACACUGUCAGCCAUCCACCUCCUCGGCAUUCCCAAUUGGCAGUUCUGGAUUUUCCCUUGUAAAGGAAAUCAAAGAUUCUACCUCUCAGCAUGAUGAUGAUAAUAUCUCAACUACCAGUGGUUUUUCUUCAAGAGCUUCUGAUAAAGAUAUAGCUGUUUCAAAGAACACUUCAGUGCCACCUCUCUGGUCCCCAGAGGCCGAACGUUCUCAUUCACUCUCACAGCACACUGCCACCAGCUCAAAAAAGCCAGCAUUCAACUUGUCUGCCUUUGGAGCACUUUCCCCUUCUCUUGGGAAUUCUUCAGUCCUUAAAACAAGUCAGCUUGGAGAUUCUCCUUUUUAUCCUGGAAAAACAACGUAUGGUGGCGCAGCAGCUGCUGUAAGGCAGCCUAAACUACGAAAUACACCUUAUCAGGCACCAGUCAGAAGACAGAUGAAAGCUAAGCAACUCAAUACACAAUCUUAUGGUGUGACUAGUUCAACAGCCCGGCGAAUAUUACAGUCUUUAGAGAAGAUGUCAAGUCCUCUAGCGGAUGCAAAAAGAAUUCCAUCUAUUGUUUCUUCACCCCUGAAUUCUCCUCUUCAUAGGAGUGGGAUAGAGAUCACAGAUUUUCAGGCCAAAAGAGAAAAGGUGGACUCUCAGUAUCCCCCUAUUCAGAGACUCCUGACCCCAAAGCCAGUUUCCAUAGCAACAAAUCGAACUGUUUAUUUUAAACCAUCUCUGACGCCAUCUGGUGAAUUGAGGAAGACUAAUCAAAGAAUAGAUAAAAAGCACAAUACUGGAUAUGAAAAAAAUACAACACCAGGACAAAAUAGAGAACAACGAGAAAGUGAUUUUUCAUACCCAAAUUUCAGUAUGCCCGCAGCCAAUGGAUUAUCUUCUGGAGUGGGUAGUGGAGGUGGCAAGAUGAGACGAGAGAGGACACGCUUUGUUACAUCUAAACCUCCAGAGGAGGAGGAAAUGGAAGUGCCAGUAUUACCGAAAAUCUCUCUACCGAUCACCAGUUCUUCACUGCCUGCCUUCAGUUUUAGUUCCCCUUCCAUCACAGGCUCCUCCUCAUCACCUGUCAGUCCUUCGCAGUCAUUAGCAAACAAGGUACAAAUGACCUCUCCGAGCAGUACUGGCAGUCCCAUGUUUAAAUUUUCAUCUCCAAUCGUAAAAUCUACUGAGGCAGAUGUACUACCUCCAUCAUCUAUUGGAUUUACAUUUAGUGUGCCUGUUGCAAAAACAGCAGAACUUUCUGGCUCCAGUAGUACUUCAGAACCAAUUACAAGUAGUUCAACACAAGAUACCACUUCAGUGAACAACAAUACAAGCUGUAAGAGGAAGCUAGAUGAAGAUUGUGAGGGCCCUUUUGUACCUGCAAAAGCCCUGAAAGAAGGAAGUGUUCUAGAUGUUUUGAAAAGCCCUGGUUUCCUAUCACCAAAGGUCGAUUCUCUUGCUGCUCAGCCUACCACAACAAGCCCUGUAGUUUAUACAAGACCAGCAAUAAGUAGCUUUUCUUCCAGUGGAAUCGGGCUUGGGGAAAGUUUAAAAGCCGAAUCAUUGUGGCAGUGUGACACUUGUCUAGUCCAGAACAAGGAUACAGACAAUAAGUGCACAGCCUGUCAGGCCACAAAAUUGCCACCAAGAGAUACUGCUAAACAGACUGGAAUUGGGACACCAAGUAAAAGUGGCAAAUCAACUCUUCCUGUAUCAGGGACAGGCUUCGGAGAUAAAUUUAAACCAGCAGUAGGAACUUGGGAUUGUGAUACCUGCUUAGUGCAAAAUAAACCGGAAGCAGUAAAAUGUAUAGCUUGUGAAACACCAAAACCUGGAACUGGUGUUAAGCGGGUCCUUACGUUGCCAGCAGCUUCAGAAAGUGCUGUAACUGUGACUGCUCCAUCUUCCAGCUGCACCGUGACCGCUGGUACCUUAGGAUUUGGAGAUAAAUUCAAAAGACCUCUGGGAUCUUGGGACUGUCCAAUGUGCUAUGUUUCUAAUAAUGCAGCCGACAAUAAAUGCGUGUCCUGUAUGUCUGAGAAACCAGGAAGCUCAGUACCUACUUCCAGUAGCAGCACAGCACCUGUGUCUCUGUCUUCUGGAGGCUCUCUAGGAUUAGACAAGUUCAAGAAACCUGAGGGAAGCUGGGACUGUGACAUAUGCCUAGUACAAAAUGAAGCCGAUUCUACCAAAUGUAUAGCGUGUGAAAGUGCAAAGCCAGGCACAAAAUCUGAGUUUAAAGGCUUUGGCACACCUUCCUCUUCUUCGAACCCAGCAGCUUCAUCCUUCAAAUUUGGUAUUCCAUCAUCCUCUUCUGGGCCUUCUCAGACAUUAACAAACACUGGAAAUUUUAAAUUUGGAGAUCAAGGAGGCUUUAAGAUAGGUGUGUCAUCAGAUUCUGAGUCUACAAAUCCCAUGAGUGGAGGCUUUAAGUUUUCUAAACCAAUAGGAGAUUUUAAAUUUGGAGUUUCAUCUGACCCUAAACCUGAAGAUGAUAAAAAAGACAGUAAGAAUGAUAAUAACUUUAAGUUUGGACUUUCUUCUGGCUUAAGCAGUUCAACUCCUUUAGCUCCAUUUCAAUUUGGAGUGUCUAAUCUUGGGCAGCAAGAAAAGAAUGAGGAAGCCCCUAAAUCUUCAUCUGCAGGCUUUAGCUUUGGUACAGGUAUUAUUAACCCUACCCCUGCUGCCACUAAUACUGCAGUGACCUCUGAGAACAAGAGCAGCUUCAGCUUUGGAACCAUAGAAACCAAGAGUGUUUCAGUGGCUCCUUUCACAUGUAAGACAUCAGAAGCAAAAAAAGAAGAAAUGCCUGCCACCAAGGGAGGGUUCACCUUUGGCACUAUGGAACAUGCCUCUCUGCCAUCUGCCUCAGUGUUUGUUUUGGGAAGGACAGAGGAGAAACAGCAAGAGCCCGUCACUUCUACUUCCCUAGUGUUUGGGAGGAAAGCUGACAACGAAGAGCCAAAGUGUCAACCAAUGUUCGCCUUUGGAAAUUCAGAGCAAACCAAAGAUGAGAGUGCUUCCAAGUCCACAUUUAGUUUUGGUAUGACAAAACCAUCUGAGAAGGAAUCUGAACAGCCAACAAAGGCCACUUUUGCUUUUGGAGCUCAAACCAGUACUACAGCUGAUCAAGGAGCAGCAAAGCAAGUUUUCAGUUUCUUGAACAACAAUUCCUCUAACUCAAGUACACCAGCCACUUCGGCUAGUGGAGUUAUAUUUGGUAGUUCCACCUCUUCCUCCAGUGCACCUGGGGCUGCCUUUGUGUUUGGACAGGCCAGCAAUCCUGUGAGCAGCUCUGCCUUUGGUAAUUCUGCUGAAUCCAGUACAUCUCAGUCUUUGCUAUUUUCUCAGGAUAGCAAACCAGCAACCACAUCUAGCACAGCUACAGCUGUCACCCCAUUUGUCUUUGGUCCAGGAGCCAGCAGUAGUACUACAGCAACCUCUGGAUUCAGCUUUGGAGCUACAACCACAUCGAGCUCUGCAGGAUCCUCAUUUUUAUUUGGCUCUGGACCUUCUUCAACACCAUCUGCCAGUCCAGCAUUUGGUGCUAGUCAGACCCCAACGUUUGGGCAAAGUCAAGGUGCCAGCCAACCUAAUCUCCCGGGCUUUGGAUCUAUAUCUUCCUCGACAGCAUUAUUUUCAGCUGGUUCUCAGCCUGCAGCGCCUACUUUUGGGACAGUGUCAAGCAGUAGCCAGCCUCCUGUGUUUGGACAGCAGCCUAGCCAGCCUGCAUUUGGCUCUGGAGCAGCUCCGAAUUCUAGUUCGGGUUUCCAGUUUGGCAGCAGCACUACAAAUUUCAACUUCACAAACAACAAUCCAUCAGGAGUGUUCACAUUUGGUGCGAAUGCCAGCACACCUGCAGCCUCAGCCCAGCCUUCAGGCUCAGGGGGAUUCCCAUUUAGCCAGCCUUCAGCAGGAUUUACAGUGGGGUCAAAUGGGAAAAAUGUCUUCUCUUCUUCUGGAACUCCAGUUUCUGGUCGCAAGAUAAAGACUGCUGUUAGACGUAGGAAAUAAAGGUCACAAAGGUGUUAUACACAACAGUUUUACCAACAGCUGGUGCCCUGCUUUCAGAUACUGGAUUGUACUACAUGCUGGGGUUAUCUGAAGUCAAAUCUGCCUAAGGACAUCUUUAAUUUUGGAACUUUCCUCCUUUCUCUUUCUUUACAGAAGCUCCCACCCUCACCCCACCCCCACCCCUUUUUUAAAAUAUUAGCUAGCCUGGUGACUGAUUCUUCAGCAAAAAUAUUUUAUGAUCUAGCCAAUUAUUCACUGAUUUGGCAUGGUCUGGCUGUACCCAGGAGUAGAGCCCUCCCGGUGAAUGGCUUUGUAUAGAACCUCUUCGUCUGCACCACUAUGUGCGUUGGUAUGCGUUUAUAGAACGCGUUGAAAUUGUAAUUAUAUCUGAGGAAUUCUGUAUAGAUUAGAGGAUGUUGAAAUGAAUGAUUUCUAUGCUGUUUGUGCUGGUGUAUGUGUGAAGUGAGUGAGUUGGGUGUAUUGUGCACUAAAAUUUUCUGAUAGAGGAAGCCUGAUUAAAGAAUGGUCCAUGCUAAGGACUUGUUAGAUCUAGUUCUCCAUUUAAUAAUUAUAUGCUAUUUCUAUAUUUUCAUUCUUAUGACUAUCACCUGUCUUGCCUUUUUCAUUAUUUUAUUAUGAAAUUUGUGUAAAUACAAUUUUGUUUCUGUACUUUUUUGACAUAACAUAAAUCUGUGAACUUGAAAUUUUAAUUUUGUGUUAGAAAUUUUUUUUGUUGUUUGUUUAGUCUUGUCUCAGAUUUUAUUAUGUAAAUCCCAUUAUUCAAAGUUGCCUAAAUCCAUUUGGAAAUCUUUAAAAAAAUAAAAAAAAAAUUGGGGAUUCUUAAAGUAAAUUUAUUGGCUUUUCUGAUCCAGUUUUGUUUGGACCAAAAACCAGUAUUGUACAAAGUAUUAAGCAUAUAUUUUUAUAUUUACUGAAAUGGACUGUGGUGACUUUGGAUAAUAAGGAAAAGUUUAAUAUUAAAGCCAUGUUUAUUACAGUAUAAUUAACAUGUUAAACCAUGGGAUAAAUGCCAUCAAUAAAAAAUUAUGAAAUA